AGAACAGCUGUCUCCACCAGUGCUGCAAAAUUCCCCCAUCAGUGUGGCGUGCUGUUUAAAAUCAGAGUGACUUGGAAAGGUAGUUUUGUAGUCCUUGCGGCUUUGUUCAAAAUGCCUCACAAACGCAAGUCCCGACUUAAUGUGAACCAAAAGAACUCCGCCACGCGACGUGUCCAAUCGGCCAUCCCGUCGACAACUCGGCCUCAUGUCACAACCGAAUCCUGCUUUAGUAUAGACGUGGAGAUCCCGAUUCCGGACAGUUCUAAGAUAAGAAGUGGCGGCUUGCCGUUCAGGAGACACUUUCCGGUGCACAAGCUUGCCGUGCCGCAGUACAAUUCGACCGUCCGCAAGCAGGACGAGAUUCACUUCAUAACCCAGAUGCUGGCAGACACUAAUGUUUCGCCUGAAGCUGCGGCAGCCAUUGCUCCAAAGGUAACCCAGAAGAUGAACUUUCCGCCGGACAAGACUGUUUUCAAGGAUCUGGUGCCUUUGAAUGUCAACGACUCCGUGCUGGAGCCGCUCAAGCUCAAGCGCGGGGCCUCAAAGGACAAGCAGUCCAAGGAAUCGGAGCCAAGCAAGGUCAGCAAUGAGCCCCAACUAGCCGACUAUGUUGAGAAGGUGGAACCCAUUGCAAUGACUAUUAAGGAACCCGAGUUACGAUUGGACUAUACACAGGAACCCUUCGAUUUUCUCGGCGCUUACAAGAAGGUCUACCAUUAGAGUUACAUUUUUAUUAUAAAUAUAUCCGAGUCGCAUACAA
Molecule: messenger RNA, 760 nt
Organism: Drosophila gunungcola (fruit fly)
Lineage: Eukaryota; Metazoa; Arthropoda; Insecta; Diptera; Drosophilidae
Gene: Rcd4
Product: protein PPP1R35 homolog
Exons: 2
Coding region: 112-720 (202 amino acids)
Source: RefSeq, a predicted model, not a curated record